Molecule: messenger RNA, 2561 nt
Organism: Morone saxatilis (striped sea-bass)
Lineage: Eukaryota; Metazoa; Chordata; Actinopteri; Moronidae
Product: tetraspanin-18-like
Cellular component (GO): membrane
Source: RefSeq, a predicted model, not a curated record
UUCCCGACGGUCAGAGCGAGCAGCGGACACACAGCGCCGGUAACCGGUAACCGAGCUGCUGCAGCCGGUUGUUGGUAGUUGGUUGGAUUUAUUAGUUUGUUGUUGUUUAUUUCUGCGGCAGAAAAGAAACGUUAGGAAGGAAGAAACGGUGAUUCUUCAUGCUCAUCCUCUUCAUCUUCCUGGCGGAGCUGGCAGCCGCCAUCCUGGCCUUCCUCUUCAGGGAGCACUUAACCAGAGAGUAUUUCAGCAGGGAGCUGAAGCGCCACUACCAAGGUCACAACAACACCGACGUCUUCACAUCCACAUGGAACGCCAUCAUGACCACGUUCGACUGCUGCGGCGUGAGCGGCCCUGAGGACUUCGAGGAGAGCCUCUUCAGGCUCCUCAGCCCCAGUAAGAUGGUCCCUGAGGCCUGUUGCCAGAGGAACGGUUACCCAGGAGACGUCAGCGUGGAGCAGUGCGUGAGCGGCAGCGUGGCCUUCAGGCACAACAAGGGCUGUUACUCUGCGAUGGUGGAUUACUUUGAGACGUACAUUUACACAGCCGGAGCUCUAGCCAUCGUGGUGCUGACUAUCGAGCUCUUCGCCAUGGUGUUCGCCAUGUGUUUAUUCAGAGGGAUCCAGUAAACGCGGCGUCCACGCGCAUCAUCACCAGCCGGCAGGAAGGCACAAGCAGGAGCAAAACAAAACUGUAAAAUAUGAAAUGUAUUUGUACAGUGAUAGUUUACGUGUCUCAUUGGUUUUUCGUGACAUCAUUUUGUACUUCACAGCAGCAGCAGGCGUUCGAGGUACUUUGCUUUGGGCACAAUAGACGCACACGGGAGGGUUUUAAACACUGAGUGCAAACUGAUUUAGUCACUUCAGUCCAGGACCAGGAAGCCGGAAACACACACCACACGACUCACAGCCGGAUUAAAACCUCGACUUGACGAUCAGGAUCCUGGAGAGUGAGCAGUUCAGGGACAAUCAGCGCAUAUUAUCUCGCAGUCAGGAUUAUAUGAGAGAUGUCUGGUUCUUUCACAGCUGCAGCUUCAUGUAGUCGGUCGGCAACGGAAGUCAGAACACGUUGGGCAAGUUUUAUUUUUAUGGUUAUAACAUAAAACAUGAAUUAAUGUAUGUAAUGUUAGUGCAUCUGCCAACAGUGUGUCAUUCGAGAAGAGUCGUUCUGUGACACAAAUAAAGUGUGAAAACAAGUAAAAGUCCUGCAUUCAGAAUCUGAACAAACCCAGAGGAAGCUGCUGGAGCUCAGCGGUGGAAGAAGUGUUGUACAGUAUUAACAUCAGACAGGCUCUGGGUUGAAUGUUUUAUAUUCAUUUUAUAAUAAUUUUAAAAACAGAAGCCCAAGAGGUCAGAAUUGGGACAUAAUUACAUUUAACCUUUGACUCUGACCAUAUUGAAAACUUAGCCGUGAGCAGGUACUCAGUAGAAGAUGGAAGCGCCUGUUUAGUGGCUAAAAAAUCGAAUAUAAAUAAAUCAGAAUAUUAUAACUUACAAUCAGAGGCCGCUGAUGCACCAGGUUAGAAGUACAUCAAUCAGUUCAGGAGCAAACACACAAUCCAUGUCUCCUCUCGUUUGCUCCUGUACAUCCCUUCGUGGUGCCUUCACUGACACAGCGGCUACUUAAUCCUUCACGUAACGAGUGCUCGGUCUGGUGCUUACUCCCCCGAAUAAUAAUAAUCAAAAUAAUGAAAUAUAACUGAUUCAUGAUGAAAACUUAGAGUGAAGGUACAGAAUAAACAGCAGAGGUUGAUGAUGACGAUGAAUUGGAUGAAAUAAGAAAAAUAAGAUUUACGUCUUUAGUAUCUAAAUCUGUCAGACAAAUGUAGUAAAAAAUACAAUAUUUCCCUAUUUUAGAAGUAUAAAGUAGAAUAAAAUAGAAAUACUCAAGUAAAGUACUUUAAAAUGCUACUUAAGUACUUGAGUAAAUAAACUUUCCACCGCUGUUACAACAAAAUAAAACCUGUCAAACCUCAGCAAAUCAACGUUUUAUUAACAUAUUUAAGCUCUAAAUUCAUUCACAUUAACACAUUAUGAUAAUGAACUCUAUUAAAGUUACCUGAAUGUGACUCGUAGGACGAGAACUGAACCGCUGACUGUUUUUAUUUGUGGCGUGAGGCUCAUUGUGAACGCCACGAAUCAUAAAUCAUUAAUUAAAUAUAAUUCAGAGCCUCUUCACAACGUUAUUUAAAAGAACACGUUUGUUUACAAGAGUCUGUACAGUGUGAAGAGUAUUCAGUUGGAGCACCUGUAAUUAAAUGCAUCUUGAAUGUGUGUGUGUAAAUAUGCCGGUGAUCAGUGUGUGUUUCCCUCUUUGUGCAGUGUGAUAAUGUUCUUUUGUUCUUUUGUCAAUAGUUAUAAAAACUGAAAUUUAGCAAAAAAAUAUUUUUUUUUGUGUUUUGAAAACUACUUGAUUUGUAUAUAUGGCACUGAUUGAUAUUAUUGAUUGAUUGAUAUUAAACUGAUUUACGUGAUUUUAGUGGUGUGACGUUUAAUUUAGGCUUCAUUUAUACAUGCAUUAAAAAAUGUUUUUUAUCCUCAUGUUACAGGUGAGUUUAUAAAAUA